AUGCCCUCUCUUUUCGCAUGGCUCCGGCGGGUCUACUCGCUGGACACCCUAGACACUCGCUUUACCUCCUCCGCAACACUUGCUCACGACACGCGACCUUCCUCCAAAGAUGCCCGCGCCAACGCAAUCGCCCAGGGCGCGCCGCCAUCACUCUGGCGCACCCCGGAGUUCUUCAUCUACUACCUUUUCUUCAUCACGCUCGUUCCAUUGAUGUUCAAGACUGUCAUUGAUGCCUCGAAGGAAAGCAACCCGAUCUACCCCAAAUACUCUGAUCUCUUAUCACCGGGAUGGAUUCCUGGCCGUCUGGUCGACAACUCCGAUGCGCAAUAUGCCAGCUUUCGCGACAACAUCCCUCCUCUGCUCCUCCUUUUGAUCAUCCAUCCUCUCGUCCGCCGGGUCUAUCAGUCAUACCCGAAUCGCUGGAAGGUUGAAACAAAGCCAUCGAGCUACUCCGUGGUUGGUGUGGGCGAGGCGCAACUCGAACAGCGAAUGCGCUUCGACUUUUGGUUCGGACUGGUGUUCAUCACUGUGCUCCAUGGAGUAUCCGCUCUCAAGGUUCUGUCAAUUUUGUACAUCAACUUCCGAAUUGGCAAGGAUGUUCCCCGUUCAUAUGUCCCUGCUGUGACUUGGACUUUCAACCUCUUCAUCUUGUUUGCCAAUGAGUUAUGUGGCGGAUACCCCCUCGAGCGGAUAGUGACGCUGUUCGCACCGGCAUCUGGCACGUCUGGAGAAAGCACCAGCAUGUUAUUCCAGUUUGCCCAGACCAUAGACAGUCUUGGAGGACUCAUGCCGCGGUGGGAGGUCCUCUUCAAGGUGACUGUGUUGCGCCUCAUCAGCUUCAACAUGGACAACUAUUGGAGUGCUGACUACCCCGCGGCAAGUCCAAUUGAAAAGAAGCAGCUCGACCCGGCGUCCCUCUCUGACCGUGAAAGAGUCAAGAUCCCCGCUGAACCAGCGUCUUUCACUCUACGCAAUUACAUUGCCUAUAUUCUGUACUCACCAUUGUACCUAGCGGGUCCAAUCCUGACAUUCAACGACUACGUCUCCCAGCAGCGCUACAAACCAGCAUCAGUAACUCGCAGCCGCACCGCACUCUACGGCAUCCGCUUCGGCCUCACCCUCCUCUGCAUGGAACUAAUCCUCCACUACAUCUACGCAGUAGCAAUCUCCAAAUCCAACCCCGACUGGUCCGUCUUCACGCCAGGCCAGCUAAGCAUGCUGGCCUUCUUCAAUCUCCACAUCAUCUGGCUCAAGCUUCUCAUCCCCUGGCGCUUCUUCCGCCUCUGGGCCCUAGUGGACGGCAUCGACCCACCAGAGAACAUGGUCCGCUGCAUGUCAAACAACUACUCAGCCUUUGCCUUUUGGCGCGGCUGGCACCGCUCCUACAACCGCUGGAUCGUUCGUUACAUCUACAUCCCCCUCGGUGGUGGCGGCGGCGGACGACGACCAGCCGGAGGCCCUAAAGCAGCCACCCCACCCAAAUCCAAUUUCAUGAACAAGUUCCUCCAAAUCCGCAACUUCCUCAUGGUCUUCACUUUUGUCGCUUUAUGGCACGAUAUCAACCUCCGUCUGCUUAUGUGGGGGUGGCUGGUUACGCUCUUCGUCCUACCAGAAGUCCUCGGCGGUAUGCUAUUCCCCGCGCACCGCUGGCGCUCCCGUCCGACUGCAUACCGUGUUCUAUGUGGUAUCGGAUCCGUUGGAAAUGUGCUCAUGAUGAUGAUUGCCAAUCUGGUGGGCUUUGCGCUUGGUUUGGAUGGGCUUAAGGAUCUUCUUGCUGGUUUGACCGGCUCGUACUCUGGUCUUGCUUAUAUGGUUUCCUGUUGUGUUGUUCUGUUCGUUGGUGUGCAGGUCAUGUUUGAGGUUCGAGAGGAUGAGCUCAGGGCUGGUAUUAAUCUGAAAUGUUGA
Molecule: messenger RNA, 1905 nt
Organism: Penicillium antarcticum
Lineage: Eukaryota; Fungi; Ascomycota; Eurotiomycetes; Eurotiales; Aspergillaceae
Product: putative glycerol:H+ symporter (Gup1)
Exons: 4
Coding region: 1-1905 (634 amino acids)
Biological process (GO): GPI anchor biosynthetic process
Cellular component (GO): endoplasmic reticulum
Source: RefSeq, a predicted model, not a curated record